AUGUCAACUCGACGGUCUGUUGCUAUUGCACCCCCGUCGAUUCGAGACAAUACCGACACCGAGUCGCGCAAGUUUUCGUUGGCGGGUCCAGCGACCAUUGAUACAGUAGCCGCAAACCAGCCAUACGUCGACCCCGGAUAUGCACAACUCAAUCCUGCAUAUGACCAGCCUGUCAAUGUACGACCUGUAUGGGGCCUGGCCAAACCUCUACCACGCGUACUGAGACCUGGAAUGGUCCCAACAAAGGACGAGCUCGAGACCGGAGCGCCCGAGGAAGGCGAAGCACAGCCUCCCUUUGAUAUCGAAGCCGGCAGGAUCGAGCCUUCUCUCCGACCGGAUAGAGUCGCGCCCACGCUCGACACGAUCCGUCGUGAGCGAGAGAUUGCCCUCAUCAGAGCCUAUGAAAACCAACAUAAUGAGUCGCCAGGCUUCUCACCCUUUGGCGGCGCCGCAGCCAGACGGACUUCGGAUGCACCAACUGUGACACCCAGCGCUCGAGUUCGGCUGGAAGAGCCUAUCGAAGAAGAGUCGUCUGAUCGAUCACCGAGUGCGCAGCCACAAGUUGAACCCCCCGAGUUGUCAUUGCCUGAAGCCGUGGCGGGCUUGAAGGCAGCCAAACAGGAGGAUGGGGAGUCCCGAGUACCGUACGAAGAUGCUGUGCCUUUGCCAGCAUACGACGCUGAAGACGACGAAAUUCACAACCUGCACACAUACUGGUCGAUCAUCAGGCUACGGCUGCGCGAGCCACUUGCCGAGCUACUAGGGAUAACAGUUCAAUACACUCUCGGCUUCAGCGCCAACCUCAGUAUGACUGUCUCCCGUGGCACCGCCGGAGCAGGCGACACCGGAAUGUGGGCAUGGGGUCUGGCAACCAUGCUCGCGAUCUACGUCGCUGGCGGCAUAUCCGGGGCUCACUUGAAUCCAGCAAUCUCACUCAUGUUGUAUAUCUACCGCGGCUUUCCCUUGAGCAAAGUACCGAUCUACGUCGCCGCGCAGAUGCUCGGUGCAGUGCUUGCGACUUUGAUCAGUUUUGGAAUCUUUCAGCCCGGGCUGUUUGCGUUGAUGCACGACGGACAGAGCAGUCUCCAACAGCAGUCAGUGCAACCCCUUCACCAGCACACAGGAAUGGCCCACAUUGCAUCAGAUUUGACAUUGCCUCCGUCGUACAUAUUCACCGUCCUGUCGAACUUCCUGACAUUUCCCCGCUCUCCUUGGGUUUCCGUUCCCGUGGCAUUUUUCACCGAAUUUACGGCAACAUGUCUCUUAACAAUCUCAGUCCUCGCCCUGGGCGACGAUACAAACGCCCCUCCUGGCGCUGGGAUGAACGCAUUCAUAGUCGGGCUGCUCAUAACCAUGCUAGGCAUGUCAUUCGGGAGUGUCACAGGCCUGGCCAUGAACCCUGUGCGAGACUUCGGUCCCCGGGUCACCAUGCUCCUUCUCGGUUAUGGCACGCCAAGCACCUUGUUCGGUGAUGGGUACUGGUUCAAAGUCAACUGGUUGGGACCUAUCAUGGGGGCUAUCUUUGGUGGUUUCUUGUAUGACGCAGCCAUAUUUGUCGGUGGCGAGAGUCCUGUCAACUAUCCAAGUAGACGGAUGAGGAGGGCGGCGAGGAAGUGGCGGAAGAGAUGGAAGGUCAGAAUGGGUUGGAACGGGAGGGUGAAGACGGGUAAGGCGCAGAAGUAG
Molecule: messenger RNA, 1683 nt
Organism: Cladophialophora yegresii CBS 114405
Lineage: Eukaryota; Fungi; Ascomycota; Eurotiomycetes; Chaetothyriales; Herpotrichiellaceae
Exons: 2
Coding region: 1-1683 (560 amino acids)
Biological process (GO): water transport; glycerol transmembrane transport
Cellular component (GO): plasma membrane
Molecular function (GO): water channel activity; glycerol channel activity
Source: RefSeq, a predicted model, not a curated record